Panthera uncia (snow leopard) is the source of this 2815-nucleotide messenger RNA. It is a transcript of the gene RDH13, whose product is annotated as retinol dehydrogenase 13. The transcript has 7 exons. The record is from RefSeq and is a predicted model, not a curated record. Gene Ontology annotation, molecular function: oxidoreductase activity. The coding region runs from base 164 to 1150 and encodes 328 amino acids. NCBI's taxonomy places the organism in Eukaryota, Metazoa, Chordata, Mammalia, Carnivora, Felidae.
AAGCCCCGCUCCCGAGACGCCCCGCCUCUUCCCGGAAGCCUGAGUCCCAGACGGCCAGGCCUUCCCCACGUGGGUCGCGGGCUGAGCGGUCCCAGGGGCGACCCAGCGGCGGGUCUGGGGGAGGGAGGCGGGGCUCCGCGUCCGACCCCCGCUCCUACCCGGCAUGAACCGCUACCUCCUGCCGCUCUCCGUGCUGGGCACGGUGGCGGGUGGCGCCGUGCUGCUCCGAGACUAUGUUGCCGGAGGGUCCUGUCCCAGCAAGGCCACCAUUCUCGGGAAGACCGUCAUUGUGACCGGCGCCAACACGGGCAUCGGGAAGCAGACCGCCUUGGAGCUGGCCAAAAGAGGAGGCAACAUCAUUCUGGCCUGUCGGGACAUGGAGAAGUGUGACGCGGCAGCAAGGGACAUUCGCAGGGAGACCCUUAAUCACCACGUCAGCGCCCGGCACCUGGACUUGGCCUCCCUCAAGUCCAUCCGAGAGUUCGCGGCGAAGAUCACCGAAGAGAAAGAGCGCGUGCACAUCCUGAUCAACAACGCGGCUGUGAUGCGGUGCCCCCACUGGACCACCGAGGACGGCUUCGAGAUGCAGUUUGGCGUUAACCACCUGGGUCACUUUCUCUUGACGAACUUGCUGCUGGACACACUGAAAGCCUCGGCCCCUUCGCGGAUCAUCAACCUCUCGUCCUUGGCCCACGUCGCCGGUCACAUGGACUUUGAUGACUUGAACUGGGAGAAGAGGACGUACGACACUAAAGCGGCUUAUUGCCAGAGCAAGCUGGCCGUCGUCCUGUUUACCAAGGAGCUGAGCCGGCGGCUGCAGGGCACGGGUGUGACUGUCAACGCUCUGCACCCCGGCGUGGCCAGGACGGAGCUGGGCAGACACACGGGCAUGCACAGCUCUGCCUUCUCCAGCUUCACGCUCGGGCCCAUCUUCUGGCUGCUGGUCAAGAGCCCCCAGCUGGCAGCCCAGCCCAGCACGUACCUGGCCGUGGCAGAGGAACUGGAGGGCGUUUCUGGAAAGUACUUUGAUGGAUUCAAAGAGAAGCCUCCAGCCCCUGAAGCUGAGGAUGAGGAGGUAGCCCAGAGGCUUUGGGCUGAAAGUGCCCGCCUGGUGGGCUUGGAGCUGUCCGGUGGUUCGUCUCCUCAGUGAGGGGACAGCCCCUCCCAGAAUAACCUUUGGGAGCAGGUGUCAAAAGCACGCGGGAGGCUGAAUCACCUUGGAUGCAGCAGCCAGACCAAGGCUGGCUGCUCUGUCUGCAGCACCCUCUAGGUGGCAGUGUUUGCCAAGGAAUUCUGGCUGCCACGCCUACGUCACCCUCUAGGUGGCAGUGUUGGCCAAGGAAUGUUGACUGCCAUGCCCACGUCACCGUCUAGGUGGUAGUGUGGACCCCACAGGUCCAAGACCCACCAGUGCUGGCACUCGUGCCCACGGCACCCUCUAGGUGGCAGUGUUGGCCGUGUGAGCCUCAAGACCAAGGUUGUCGUGCGCGCAGCGCCCCCUAGAUGGCAGUAUUGCUCAAGGACCAAUGGCCGAUACGUCCACACCAUCCGGUAGGGAUCCCUCGUGGCUCUUGCCUCCUCUCAGGCACAGUGGACCCGGCUGCAGGUGCACACCUGGCCCAUCGGCCGGCAGGGGCACGGGGCCAUCAGACACCUGCCUUGUGCAUGUCACUGGGAACUGCUGAGGGAGGAAUCCGCUCCCUCUGCAGUCGCCGCGGCAGGAGAGCCAAUGACGGCCACGGUGCCGAACUGUACACCCCUGGGAAAGCUGUCAGCCGGACAGGAUCAAGUUCACGGUUCCCUGAGGGACCGUGCCCACCCGCAGUCGCCUGUCCGAGCCUCGGUUUCUCCCACCGUAGAAUGUGCAGAAUAACUUGACUACCUCCUAGGAUGGUCUGGUGGUGGGUGAGUUAUCGCCCGGCGCGGUGAGUGGCAGCUGUGUGUUCCUUGCUGGCACCAAAAAGCUCGGUAAUCAAGAUACGAAUACCUUAACAUUAAAAAAAUGUGACAUUUGAGGUACGUGGGGAGCCCAGGGAUGCCGUUCCCCGUCCACAGAACAGCGAAUGAUCGUGCCCCCGAUGCCAGCGAUGCCGAGGGAGGGAGUGGAAAGGCAUUAAAGACGGCCCAAAGCCUUAGAAGUACAGUUAGUUUUCUUUCUGUUACCACAUCAGACCACAACAGCCGAAGGGUACGUUUGGGAUGAACGGACUCCGGUUGGCACCUUCCAGCACGGACCCCAACGAUCCCCACCUCCCCCUGUUCAUGUCCUUCUUACCCUCUGAGAGAGGGCUGGACCUAGCUACUCACUUCCAGCAAAAAGAAUGCAGCCGAGCUGACGGAACAGCCGGUUCUGUGGUCAGGCUACUGAUCGGCAUCUGUCGUGCUGGCCCUCGCCCUGCCUCGCCGAGAGGAGCUGUGAGCUGUCCUGUGCAGACAUCCCAGUGGCCGGGAUGGCCAGAGAGGAACUGAGGCCUCAGUGCAGCAAUCCAGGGGCAGGUGUGAACACCAGGAGGUGGGAAUCAUGUUGGGGGGGGGGGCGGUUACCCUAAGAGCCUGUCCACCACAGGGAUACACCCCCCCCCCCACAUACAUACACAUGUGUGCGUGUAUCCUCAUAAAAUCUGUGUAUUUCUCCCUGUGGGAUCAGGGAAAAUACUUCUUUUUUUUAUUUUUAAGAAAUUUACAUCCUGGGCCCCUGGGUGGCUCAGGUGGUUAAGCAUCCGACUUCGGCUCAGGUCAUGAUCUCACGGUUCGUGAAUUCAAGCCCCACGUCUGGUUCUGUGCUGACAGCUCAGAGCCUGGAACCUGCUUCGGA